Desarmillaria tabescens is the source of this 2597-nucleotide messenger RNA. Its product is annotated as phenylalanine ammonia-lyase. Bases 170 to 2281 code for a protein of 703 amino acids. The transcript has 10 exons. NCBI's taxonomy places the organism in Eukaryota, Fungi, Basidiomycota, Agaricomycetes, Agaricales, Physalacriaceae. Gene Ontology annotation, molecular function: ammonia-lyase activity. Gene Ontology annotation, biological process: L-phenylalanine catabolic process. Gene Ontology annotation, cellular component: cytoplasm. The record is from RefSeq and is a predicted model, not a curated record.
CUUGUUCUUUCCAUCCGUUGUCCAUGGCAGAUUAGAUGAUGAGCCCUGCAAACUGUAUUCUUCAGACACUGAUAUGAUCAAGUCGUGGCCAACAAUGCCAGUCAUCUUCUCGCACAUAUAAACCCUAGUCUUCAUCGGCGAUGCACACCACUUUCCGACAUCAUCUAGCAUGUCAACGCCCAGCACAGUCGAUGAGAAUACUGGUAUAUUGUCCAGCUUUCUCAAUUUGCUGAGGCAGACCAAGGCGUAUCGGAACGGAAAACCAAUUUUUGUUGACGGACGAUCUUUAUCCAUACCCGCAACGGUGGCUGUCGCACGUUAUGGGAUCAACCCUGAAGUCGACAACUCAGCUGAGGCAAAGGAACGCGUUUAUCUGAGCAGGAAAGUCCUUGACGAUGCGAUAUUGGUGAAGAAGAGCAUAUAUGGCGUAACAACCGGCGUUGGUGGUAGCGACACGCGAUCCGCUGAUGUCCUAGCCCUUGGGGUUUCGAUUUUGCAACAAAUUCAAUGCGGCAUUUUAUCUAUAGAUGGAGAAAGCGAUAGUCUACCGAUCUCUCAUAACUGCGCUGCCACACAAAUGCCGGAGUCUUGGGUCAGAGGCGCCCUCACGAUGCGAAUGAACAGUAUGAUUCGCGGGCACUCGGGUGUUCGUUGGGAUGUCUUGGAGAAGUUUGCGCAUAUGCUUAAUGCGAAUAUACUCCCUCUAGUACCACUCCGGGGUAGUAUUUCGGCCUCGGGCGACCUCACACCGCUAUCCUACCUUGCUGGUGCUGCGACAGGGAACCCCUUCAUUCGUGUGAACUGCGGCCCGCCUGGCAAUCGUACCAUCACAACAUCGAAAGACGCCCUUGCUAUAGCGGGGAUAGAACCUCUCGUGUUCCAAGCUAAGGAGCCGCUUUCCGUAGUCAACGGAACGUCCUUCUCGGCCGCUGUAGCUGCACUUGCCGUCUAUGAUGCUGCUCACCUGUCGUUGUUAGCGCUUGCCUGCACUGCACUUACAGUCGAAGCCUUGCAUGGGGCAAGGGGAUCAUUUGCUCCUUUCAUCCAUGCCAUCGCUAGACCUCAUCCGGGCCAGGUGGAAGCGGCUCAAUGUAUAUGGUCGCUUUUGGAAGGCAGCAAAUUUGCAAAGAACGACGACCCCGAAGUCCGCUUGAAUGAAGAUCCUGGAGUUCUUCGUCAAGACCGCUAUGCAAUGCGUACCUCUCCUCAAUAUCUGGGUCCUCAGUUAGAAGACAUUCAUGCUGCUGUAAAGACUAUUGAUCUUGAGUGUAACGCAAGCAGCGACAAUCCUCUCAUCGAGGCCGAAACGCAAACGAUACAUCUAGGCGGAAAUUUCCAGGCCAUGGCAGUCACGAAUGCCAUGGAAAAGACUCGCCUUGCUCUUGAUCACAUCGGGAAACUCGCCUUCGCGCAAUCAAGCGAGAUCUUGAAUCCACAUAUCAAUAAAGGCCUACCUCCAUCUCUGGCGGCCACCGAUCCCUCUCUCAACUAUCAUGCUAAGGGAUUAGAUGUCGUUAUGGCAGCUUAUGUGACAGAACUUGGAUAUCUCGCAAACCCCGCUUCAACGCAUUCCCAGGCUGCUGAGAUGCAUAACGAAUCGGUGAACUCUAUGGCCUUACUUUCUGCGCGCGCCACGAUAUCCUCUCUAGAAGUUCUCGCCAUGUUGAUCUCGUCGCACCUGUAUAUUCUCUGUCAAGCUCUGGAUCUUCGCGCGAUGCAGCACGAUUUCCUUGCUGGCAUCAAAGACAUCGUGGAAUCCGAAUUGACGAGUGCAUUCAAACUGAAAACCCCCGAUGUCUUGGAUCUCUCAUCUUUGGUCAAUAGAGCUCUCAGAGAUUCAUUUCAUUCCACGACCACGAUGGAUCUGAAAGAUCAAAUGCAAGCAGUCGCAUCGUCUUGCAUACCAGUGAUUGUCAAGUUCUUUGCAACCAAUCCUUCGUUGUAUUACCAACCAACACUUUCUGAUAUCAUGGCAGUCACCAAUUCUUUCGCUACACGCGGUAUCGACCUCAUGAGUCAAUUGAGGGAUCAAUAUCUUACGGGUUCGAAGGGGCGUACACCUGCUUCCCCGUAUCUUGGUCGUACCCGUGACAUCUAUCAAUUUAUCCGUGUCGAUUUGGAAGUCCCAAUGCAUGGGGAGGAAAACUUAAAGCGGUUUGAGAAUGCGCCUUAUGCAAACACCAAUACCAUCGGACAUCAAGUCUCCGUCAUCUAUAAGGCCGUCAUGGACGGGAAGAUGCAUGAUGUUAUUACAGCGAUGAUUGGCAAGCGGGACUUGUAAUAUACAUAGCCAAGACACCGCCCAAGUAAACGCUCGAACUGAAUAAUAGCUUGUUUUGACCGCCGAACUGGCUCUCAGUCACCGAGCUGAGAUGAAUUAACAGAGUCCGUAACAAGAUUUGUUACGCCCGUUCGAUCUCACGGGGGACUCCAGUUGGUUUCAAAUGUCUACUAGCUUCCGGAAUUCACAUUUCAAUGCAUCCGUUAAGCAACUUUUGGGGAAAACCUUCCAGUCGUCCAAAAUUAUCCUUGCUUCUGGAAGUGAGUUAGCUAUGAUAGUGCAUCCCCGCUCAGCCCUAACCUUGUUUAAUCGAUGA